AACAAAGAGUUCAACCCUUAAGCGGGGAAAAAUAAAAAAAAUUGUUUAUUAUCAGAAGGCAGAAAGAAAGGUAGGAUAGUUGGAUAAUCUAUCAGGUGAGACAAAAUGAAGUCAUUGAUUCUUCUGUGUGUGAUUGUUGCUGCCUCGGCAGAGGACUUUCACAUGAACCUUACAGAAAAUGGAGAGACCUUCACUCAAGAUAUAAUAGUUGAUGUCCAGGGAAACACAGAAGAGAUCAAAGUUCCUCGUCAUCAAGAUGCACCAGCUGUCAACGUUUUAAAUGAUUUCAACAUUGGACUGAGCGCCGUAAAAUUGUCGAACUCAAGAAGGUGCUUUAUUUCAAAGAUCCAUGCUUCAGAACAAAGACCGGCAGAAUUGAAACAAAGCAUGGCAACGGUGCGUUCACAAUUUCCAAGAGAGAGGUAUAUGGUUGAAACUUUCAAUGUACUGACUGUAAGGAAGAUGGUGAAAGAUGAAGUUGGUGAGAAGAUCGCUGGUUUCUGCAAUGGCUAUGAUCUCUUCUAUACAAUGCGCUUUAACAAAGAGAAUAUUGAAGAGGAAGUUAUCAAGAUGAUCAAAAGUGCGAGAGACAAAAGUGGUCAAGUAAGACAAAGAAGAGAUUUAGGGAUAACUUCUUUCACUUCCUGCAGUGAUGACAGUUUCAAUGUGCUUAUGAGAUGUCCUGGUCAUAAGAUUGGGGCACGAUGCAAUUUCUUCAGGAGUGAUCAGCGUUAUUGGACAUACAGUGUAAGCUGUAAAAGUACACCCUCUGCGUUUCUUUGCGCAGGAAACCAUCGAGCAAACUUAUUGAAGUGCUGCGAUUUUUAUUGUUCAUGUUGAAAUAUCUACAAAUAAAGACGUAUCAAGCACAAGUGAACAAUAUCAUGUACAAUUGCUUAGUCAUAUUUAAUGUUAAGAACUACGAGAAA
Rhopilema esculentum is the source of this 929-nucleotide messenger RNA. The record is from RefSeq and is a predicted model, not a curated record. NCBI's taxonomy places the organism in Eukaryota, Metazoa, Cnidaria, Scyphozoa, Rhizostomeae, Rhizostomatidae.